CACUCCUUCUAUUUUUCUCUUCUCAAACACCAUCAACGUUCAAGAGAGAAAAAAAACACAGAGGAAGAAACAAAAAAAAUGUCACAAGAGUUUCACCUUCUUCACUUCCAUUAUCUUCUUCAGCCACCAUUUCUGAGCUUCCAAACUGCACUAUGCCUAUUCAUCACCAUCCUCGCCUUCCUCUACUGGCUUGCUCCUGGUGGGCUGGCUUGGGCCCUCAGCAAGUCCUCAGCCCGAACACUCAUCCCAGGCCCAUCCGGGCUUCUCAGCCUUUUCUCUGGCCCAACUCCGCACCGAGUCCUGGCUAAGCUCGCCAGGAGCUACCGUGCGGAGUCGCUGAUGGCGUUCUCUGUUGGUCUAACCCGGUUCGUUAUUUCCAGCGAACCGGAAACCGCUAAGGAGAUUCUGGGAAGUACCGGUUUUGCUGAUAGGCCGGUGAAGGAGUCUGCUUAUGAGCUUCUGUUUCACAGAGCAAUGGGGUUUGCUCCUUACGGCGAGUACUGGAGGAAUCUCCGGAGAAUCUCCGCUACUCACUUGUUCUGCCCCAGGAGGUUGUCAAGCUUUGGAAGCUUCAGGAGUGAGGUGGGGUUGAAGAUGGUGGAGCGGUUAGCUGGUUUGAUGGCGGAAACUGGUCGAGUUGAGGUGAAAAACGUGCUCCACUUCGGGUCGUUGAACAAUGUGAUGAUGACGGUGUUUGGGAAGCGGUAUGAAUUUUUCGAUGGUGAAGGUGUUGAGCUUGAGGAAAUGGUGAGUGAAGGGUAUGAGUUGUUGGGGGUGUUUAACUGGAGUGACCAUUUUCCUGUUCUCGUGUGGUUGGACUUGCAGGGAGUGAGGAGAAGGUGCAGGGUUUUGGUUUCGAAGGUGAAUGCGUUUGUUGGGAAAAUCAUUGAAGAGCAUAGAGUGAAAAGAGUGUCUGGUGAAUAUGAGAAGGGAAGUGGAGUUGGUGAUUUUGUUGAUGUGUUGCUUGAUUUGGAGAAUAAGGACAAGCUCAGUGAUUCUGAUAUGGUUGCAGUUCUCUGGGAAAUGAUUUUCAGAGGAACUGACACUGUUGCUAUUACACUGGAAUGGAUUUUGGCUAGAAUGGUUCUUCACCCUGAGAUACAAGCAAAGGCACAAGAAGAGAUUGAAGCUGUUGUUGGGAAUUCAAGGCUUGUUUCUGAUGAUGACAUUCCUAACCUUCGCUAUUUGCAGUGCAUUGUGAAGGAGGCACUGAGGGUGCACCCACCAGGGCCACUGCUAUCAUGGGCUCGCCUAGCGGUGCACGAUGUCCACGUCGGUGAUAAGCUUGUUCCCGCCGGCACCACCGCCAUGGUUAACAUGUGGGCCAUCACACAUGAUGAGAAGGUGUGGGCGGAGCCAGAGGAGUUCAAGCCAGAGAGAUUCAUGGAGGAGGAUGUGAGCAUCAUGGGGUCGGAUUUGAGGCUUGCUCCCUUUGGUGCUGGGAGAAGAGUGUGUCCUGGGAAGGCCAUGGGUUUGGCUUCUAUUCAUCUCUGGCUUGCUCAGUUGCUUCAGAGCUUCAAAUGGGUUCCAUGUGAUGAUUCCCCUGUUGAUUUGACUGAGUACUUGAAACUCUCUAUGGAGAUGAAGACACCAUUGGUGUGCAGGGUUAUCCCUAGGGUUGAUGCUUAAUUAGGCUUUUGGUUGAUUUGCUAAUUAAGUUAAGUAGGGUACUCUAGAUAUAUUAUAUUAUAUAUUAGGCUGUAAUCUUCUUAAUCUAAUUGUGAACUCACCUUUAAGUGUGUGGACCUUUUGUAUGUUUUUGGGGUUGUUAAGCUUUGUAGGGUAGUUGACAAUCCAGAAAAGGGUGGUGGAAGUUUUAAUUGUAUGAGUUUGUUCCUAAUGAAAUUGAAGGUUAGGUCAUGUAGUAUUUGUGUUU
Messenger RNA from Lotus japonicus, 1876 nucleotides. Its product is annotated as cytochrome P450 78A5-like. The record is from RefSeq and is a predicted model, not a curated record. Gene Ontology annotation, molecular function: oxidoreductase activity, acting on paired donors, with incorporation or reduction of molecular oxygen; iron ion binding; heme binding. The coding region runs from base 79 to 1629 and encodes 516 amino acids. Lineage: Eukaryota; Viridiplantae; Streptophyta; Magnoliopsida; Fabales; Fabaceae. The transcript is spliced from 2 exons.